Messenger RNA from Caenorhabditis remanei, 900 nucleotides. RefSeq lists its product as uncharacterized. NCBI's taxonomy places the organism in Eukaryota, Metazoa, Nematoda, Chromadorea, Rhabditida, Rhabditidae. The record is from RefSeq and is a predicted model, not a curated record. Bases 1 to 900 code for a protein of 299 amino acids. The transcript has 6 exons. Gene Ontology annotation, molecular function: heme binding; oxygen binding.
AUGGAUCACUCAAUGAUGCCGGUUAUCUCAAUCACCCGAACUCGUCGUUGCUCAGUUAGUUCCCCACUUCGAUUUACUCGUACGUUUUCCGAAGACUCGCUGGAUUCGUUGGAGAAAAAUGGUCGCAAAGAACUGAGAAGGCAGCGGAUCAUGGAGAACGGUGGCAGUGUUGAAGAGAAGAACUCUCUGAGUCCCCUCACUCAUACUACCUGUCCACACUUGGGUCAAAUGGGCCGUUCAAGAACUGAAUGCCCAGAAGUGGAAAGUCUUCGUCUACCAUUAACGGCUAAACGAUCUGCUGGAGAUUUAUCGUGUCCUCCGUCACCAACUCGUCGUAAUUUGAAUGAAGUCAUCGGUUUGACUGCGUACCAGCAGAAACUUCUGGUUCAAAGUUGGCCAAACAUCUACACAACUGGAGCCAGUGGCCCAUUUGCCAACAGCUUGUAUUCCACUUUGAGUGCUCGGAAUGCAAAGGCGAAGGAGCUCAUGACAAAGGCCAAUGGGGUCGCAAUGUUCUCUAAGAGUGAUAUGGAUUGCAGUAUGAUGCACUGUCGGGUUACUGUAGAGGUUCUCGAUACAGUAAUCAAGAGUCUUGACACUGAUCACUAUCGAGUGACCAGCUAUCUCACCGAAGUUGGAAAACAACAUCGUCAUCUGAAGGCGGAGGGUCUCUCGAGUGCUGUCUGGGAUGAUUUGGGAGACACAAUCAUGGAUUGUGCUAGGAGAAGAUGUGAGGCAGUGAGGAAGCACAAGGAGUUGAGGAGAGCAUGGUUGGCGAUUAUCGCCUACAUUAUGGACAAUCUUAAACAGGGACAGUCAAUAACACGCUCCAGCUCCAGCUAUGACUUGACAUAUGAUACAUCAAAAGUGCCUUGCUCGAAGAAGAACUCCAGUAACUGA